Suncus etruscus (white-toothed pygmy shrew) is the source of this 9564-nucleotide messenger RNA. RefSeq names its product helicase with zinc finger 2 (gene HELZ2). NCBI's taxonomy places the organism in Eukaryota, Metazoa, Chordata, Mammalia, Eulipotyphla, Soricidae. The transcript has 20 exons. Gene Ontology annotation, molecular function: ATP hydrolysis activity; 5'-3' DNA helicase activity; RNA nuclease activity. The coding region runs from base 190 to 8799 and encodes 2869 amino acids. The record is from RefSeq and is a predicted model, not a curated record.
CGGCGUCAGAGCUUUGAGUCACCCGGGGCAGAAUCGAAAGUGAUCACCAGGCGUUUGGCCAGGCUGGGCUUGUGCGAUGGGCUCUGGAGGGCCGGUGAGCUGGACGCCACAUCCUGGUGGGGCAUCAGUGUCCGUGGCCCUUUCGACCCGUGACCCGUGACGCUGCUCACAGACGAGGCUGCGCCGAACAUGCCGUCCCCCGGAAGUGGCCGGGCGUCCGCCAGUGCUGGGACAUCGAAGGAGCUGUGCCUGGCCCGGCUGCAGCUGCAGGUGGAUGUGUCGCUGGGCUGCUCGCGCUGCACACAGCGGCUCAAUGAAAGCACCUACUUGCUGCGUGGGCUGGAGCACAGGUGUGCGCAGGAAAUCCUUCUGGCACGCCGGAAAGGUGCGGCGCCUAGCGAGGCCUGGCGCAAGGUGGACCGGAGGCCUCUCUUCCCCAGGCCAGCGCGCUAUGUGGUGUGCCGUUACUAUCGACCCGGCCUGGGCUGCCAGCGCCACCGCAAUCGGUGCACCUUCGCACACAGCCCCGAGGAGGCGCAGGUGUGGAACUUGGAGCGGGAGUUCGGGCUGUACUGGCCCUGGCUGAAGGUGGCCCUGAAGGGGGGUACAGCCCAGACCAGCCCGGCUGAUGCCAUCCUUGCCGAGUUUGGGGGCCACUUCCAAGAGUUCUGCACCCACUGCUUCCGACGCUGCCCCCCGUGCCUCAGCCCCGUGGACGCCAGGGGAGAGUGUCACACACACAGGGCCUGCCUGGCAAUGCUGGCACACGUGAGUGCCGAGGGCCACCGCAAACAGCAAGUGGUCGAGGUGCGACAGCAGCCCCAGGCUGGCUGGGCCUUGGACUACUGUAUGUACGUGGCCGAUGGCCGGCCCUGCAAGCAUGGAGUCGCGCGGUGCCAGUUCGCUCACAGCGCAGUGGAGAUGGCGGUGUGGAAGGCUGAGAGGCAGGAUGGACUGCAGCGAGGGGACUUGCUCAAAGCCCUGGCCCCUGAAGCUCCUGCUGACCAGACCCCCAGUGUCCAGCUGUAUUGCCAGGCCUGCUUGGUGUCGUGUGAGUCCGUGGAGGCCUUUGAAAACCACUGUGCUUCCCUGGAGCAUUCUCAGAUGGUGGCCUUGGAGCCAGUCACGACCUGGGAGCACCGCAGCCCACCCACGGGCCUGUCCACCUUUGAGCUGUGUCCUAGGCCUGAGCUCUGUGAGUACGGACGUCUCUGCACCAAGGCUCACUCCCCGCAGGAGCUCCUGGAGUGGACCCGGCGGGCCGAGACAAUACGUUUGCGGGAGGAGGACGCCUGGCGGGAAGGCCUAGUGUCUUACCAGGCUCGGCUGCUAGACGAGUAUCAACGCAGUAGCAACAAAUUGCUGGUGCUGGCUGAGUCGGUGGAAGGCGUAUCCGCUGCCUGUGACCAGCCCCUGCUGCACCGGGCUCAGCACCGAGUCACUGAACACAGCUGGACAUUCACCCUUGAAUCCAAGAAACCCCUGGAGCAUGUGGCCUUACUCAGGCAGGAACCUGGAGCCACCUUCUGGCUUGCAGUCCCCGGCCUCGGCCCGGGGCAGCAGUACGCGCGUGGGGAGCGCUUCCUUGUGCCUGGUGCUGGCAGGCAUCACUUCCGGGUGACAGUGCAUGUCCUCAGCGCCUCCUUUGGCACUUUUGAGCAGUGGCUUGUGUUCAGCUUCGGCCACCUGCCGGCGCUGCUGAGGAAACUCACACUGCAGCUGGGCCAGGAACCCUGCCUGGAGGUCCCAGGCCAGUCCGCAUCAGACCUCCAACAGCCACUGGAGCGUUGGCACACGGGCAACCGCCAGGUGGUCCCCGGCGUGGAGCGCAAGGCUGGGGAGGCGGCCCUACUGGCCAAGUACAAGGUGCCUGACCUGGUCCUGGAUCUCAAGCAUGGCUGCCAAACCCUGGAGCCGAUCUCCUGUGCCAACUACCGGCAGCGGAUGCACCAGUUUCUCUUUGAAGAAGAGACAGCACAACAGCAGCUGGUGGCCAAGCUGAACCUGCAGGCCCCGGUGGCUCUCAAGCAGACCCUGGAGACGCCAGCUCUGGGGAUGGUGAUCGCGCCACCGGGUGACCUGUAUGCAGAAGUGUCUAUCCCGUCCUCACUCACACCAGACACGGAUCAGGGUUUCCUGCUAAGCCGGGCGGUCAGUACAGCGCUGGUGGCCCCAGUGCCGGCACCUGACCUCCGGGUGUUUGAAGUGCGUCUGGAGAGCCGGGCCAGCUCGGACUGGACCCUGUGGUUGCUGCUGCCCGCCCGUUGCUGCCAGGCUCUGGGGCUCCAGGCUGACACCAGCCCUGUCCUGGAGGUACAGUUCCAGAUCGACCCACUGACCUUCUGCCGCUGGCACCAGGCGGUGGAUGCGCUGGCCGACGAGCGCCUGGUGGUGCCAGACCUGCAGCUGUGCGCACUGCCCCGAGCCCUGAACAAUCUGCCCUUGGUGCAUGGCAAUCGUAAGCAGAAGCUGGCCAUCGAGGCCAUCCUGGGUGGCAACCCCAGCGGCUCUAAGCCAGUGGCCCCUCUGCUCAUCUAUGGCCCCUUUGGUACUGGCAAGACCUAUACGCUGGCCAUGGCGACUCUGGAGGUGGUGAGGCGGCCACACACCAGGGUGCUCAUCUGCACGCACACCAACAGCGCCGCCGAUAUCUACAUCCACGAGCACUUCCACGGCUACGUCAGCAGUGGCCACCCCGAGGCUGCGCCUCUGCGCGUCAUGUACAUGGACCGCCCACCCAGCCAGACGGAUGCGGUCACACUGCAGUACUGCUGCCUGAGCCCCGACCGCCGGGCCUUCCGGCCACCCAGCCCUGCGGAGCUGCAGAAACAUCGCAUUGUGGUCACCACCACAGCGCAGGCCCGGAAUCUGCCCGUGGCCCCUGGCUUCUUCUCGCAUAUCCUCAUCGACGAGGCUGCCCAGAUGCUGGAGUGCGAGGCGCUGAUGCCGCUAGGCCACGCGGUGGCCGGCACGCGAGUGGUGCUGGCGGGUGACCACAUGCAGGUCACGCCCAGGCUCUUCAGUGUGGCCCAGGGCCAGGCGGCCAACCACACUCUGCUGUACCGCCUUUUCUUGCAUUACCAGCAGCAGCCGCAGGAACAGGCCCAGAAUAGCCGCAUCAUCUUCCACGAAAACUACCGCUCCACGGACGCCAUCAUCAACUUUGUGGGGCGCUACUUCUAUGUGGCCAAAGGCAGCCCCAUCCACGCCAGUGGCAAGGUCCCGCGUCACCCCCGCCUUUACCCGCUCAUGUUCUGCCACGUGGCAGGCCCUCCGGAGCGGGAUCUGUCCCUCACAUCCUGGCUCAAUCCGGCCGAGGUCAGCCAGGUGGUCGAGAAGGUGAGGGAGAUCUUGGGGAGCUGGCCACACUGCUGGGGCGCCUGCGAUCAGAAGCGGGUCUGCGUCGUCUCCCACGGUGCCCAGGUGAGUGCGCUGAGACAGGAGCUGAGGAAAUGCUACAUGGGCCAGGUAUCUGUGGGCAGCUUUGAAAUUCUGCCAGGCCGUGAGUUCCGGGUGGUGGUCCUCAGCACUGUGCAUACCCACCACAGCCUGCUGGACCAGGGUGCGCCCACCCCCGAGGUCUUCACCGACCCCCGCGUGCUCAACACCAUCCUGACCCGCGCUCAGUCGCAGGUGGUGGUUGUGGGUGAUGCUGUGGCGCUCUGCUCCGUGGGGGCCUGCAGCAAGCUGUGGAAAUGCUUCAUUCGGGACUGUAUGGAGCACCACAGUGUCUGUCCCCCAGACCUGUCACUGGAGCAGAUUGAAACCAGCGUGCGACGGCGCUGGGCCCAUGGGGUCCUACAGGCACCAGGAGGCACCACCAGGGAUCCUGUUGCUGGGCCCAGGACCGAGGGGGCUGUGCCUCCUCCAGAUCCUACUGCAGACACAUCUGCACAGAAGGCCGAAUCCAGGGCUGUGGUAUCACUGGGGUCCGUGACUGCAGCCAACAUGGCCCCGGAGAAAUUGGAGGAGGCAGCUGCAGGCAAUGGGAAGCUCAUGGGCCCCGAGGAUACCGAAGAGACUGAGUCUGACUUUUGGUUGUUCGAGGGGGAGCUGGACCCCGAGGACUCCAUCCUGAAGGAGCUGCUGGAUGAGAGCCUGAAAAUGGCUGUGACUGUGCGUGAGGAUGGCCUCCUGGACACCGUGGCCAGGCCCACAUCCCGGCUGCAGGCCGGGCAGUACACGAAUUUGCCGCUGGCCAUACUGCAGUCGCUGCUCCGCUCACAGCCCAAGCUGUACCAUCGCUGCACCUUCGUGCAGGACACCUUCCAUAGCGCCACGGCAGUGCCGCUGGAUGCGGUGGGUUCAGAGACCAUCCAGCUCUGCGGCCGCUUGAACUGCGGCAUGGCCUUCACAGGGGACGAGGUGGUGGUGAAAGUCAUCAAGCAGGUGCCCAGGCAGCCCCAGGGCUGUGUGGUGGGUGUGCUGCAGCGGCGGCAGCGCGAGCUGGUAUUCGUGUGCCGCAUGGAUGAGUGGGACUCGCGGAUCAUGACCCCCAUCGACAACAGUGUGACCAAAAUCUUUGUGGCGGAGCUGCGGGACCCACGGGAGGUGCCUUUGCAUCGCCUCGUGCGAGGCCGUCUGAAGCGGGUGGGCACCGAGCGGCUGGCUCUUAGUGAACGGCAUACUCGGCUCUUCCUCGUGCAUGUGGUGCUGUGGCGGGCACGUUUCUAUUACCCACUAGGUAUCAUCCUUGAGGUGCUGCCUGAAGCAUCCACCUGGGAACAUGGCCUCAAAGCCCUGGACUUGGAAUACGGACUAAAACCGCUGACGCCGGAGCCGGGUGCUGUGUCCCAAGCACUGCAGAGGUUCCGUGGCCAGCUGGACAAGGCUUCCAGCCAGAGGCAAGACUGCCGCAACUUCCUGACCUUCACCGUGGACCCGCAGGAUGCCUGCAACUUGGACGAUGCCCUCAGUGUCCGGGACCUGGGCCCCAGGUAUGAGGUGGCUGUGCACAUCACGGAUGUGGCCAGCUGUGUGCACAGGGGCGGAGCCCUGGACGUGGAAGCCCACAGGCGAGGGUCGACAUUCUAUGCCCCUGAACGAGAGCCGGUGCCCAUACUGCCCGCCAGCCUCUGCCAGAGCGCACUCAGCCUCCUGCCCGGCCAGGACCGCCUGGCCAUCUCCUUGUUCCUCACCGUGGAGAAAGGCAGCGACCAGCUCAAGGAUGUCCGCUUCGCGCUCUCCCUCAUCCGCUCUGACCACCGGCUGUCCUAUGAGGAUGCAGAACGGCUCAUCCGAGAGCACCCAGAGUCAGGCUUCAAAAUGCCUGCCAGCCUGAACUCUUUGGGCGACUGCGUGGCAGCCGCCUGCUACUUCUCCCGCGUGCUGCGGGAGCGCCGGUUGCAACAUUCCUGCUAUUACGAGCGGCCGGACGAGGACAUUGCGCUGGGCUUCCGUGCCUCGCAUACCAUGAUCCAAGAGUACAUGAUACAGUUCAACAGCCACGUGGCCGAGUUCCUGGUGGGCAGCAAGGCCACGCAGGAUGUCACCCCACUGCGGUGGCAGCAGGCGCUCAGCAAAAAGCAGCUGGAAACGCUGAGCGAGAAGCACAGGGCUUGGCUGCCCUUGUCACUGCAGAUGAAGCAGCAUCUGGGUGACCUCUGUCCCCCAGCGUCAGCGGCUGAGGCGCAGCUGCCCUUGCUGAUUGCCUUCUGGAGGCAUAUCCGGCUUGCAGCCCAGGAGCAGGACCUGCAGCUGCUGGUGGACCUUGUCACCACAGACGACCUGCACCCCACUCUGAUGCCCGUUAUGCUAGACUACCGCCGGGCACAGAACCGCUCUGCCUUCUACCGCUCUGGGCAGGGCAAGAAUGAGCCUCUGGGCAAGCACCGGCCUCUGGGCCACUACUCGCUGCAGGUAGACUGGUACACCUGGGCCAGCUCGCCCAUCCGCAGGUACCUGGAUCUGGUGCUGCAGAGGCAGCUGCUGCUGGUGCUGGGCCAAGGGAACGUCGCCUAUUCAGCCGGGGACAUCGACCGGCUCUGCCAGGAGUUCAGCCACCAGCAGGUGUGCGCCCAGGGCUACCAGCGCCGGGCGCAGAACCUGCACCUGGCCACGCAGCUCAAGGUCCAGCCCCGGGACAAGCUGGGUUUUGUGGUGGACGUGGAGCCAGGGGCCCGCUGCUUCAAGCUGCUCUUCCCCGGUGACAGAGAGAGCCUGCCAGAGCCCUGCCCAGUGUUCUACCGUUCCUUGCUACUAGCCGAGCACCCCCAGACACAGCCAGGCCUGCAUCUGAUGUGGCGCCGUCGUAUCUACUCGCUGCAGAAGGAUAAGGCAUGCCUGCCGCUGCCUGGUGCCCUGCUGGACCCCCACUGCCAGCCGGUGGAUUCCGGAAUGUGGCAGCAGCUGCUGGAACUGAUGCAGGAGCAGCGCUGGCCGGAGGCAAUGGCCCUUGUGAAGGCGCAGCGAGUGGCUGCGCCCACGCCGAGGCGGCUGGGCUGGGUGCAGCAGAGCAAGUGCAAGCUGUUUGUGGAGGUGUCUCUGGACCUGUGCGCUGGGGACGUGCUGCAAGUGCAGCUGAGCCCAGCCCUGCAGCGUGGCUUCCUGGCACCUGUGCUGCAGCUGUGGACAGUGGCGCCUGGCCUCAGCUUAUGCCUGGAGCACGCGGACAGGCCGGAGAACUGCUUCUCGGGUCAUGAGCUCCAGCCGGGCAAGGACCGAUACCACGACCUGGCUGAGUACGAGCGCGUGUGGCAGCCAUUUUGCACACUGGAGACGAUUAUCGGAGCAGUGAUUGAGAACGAGUCCAUCACGCUGCAGGGAGUGAAUAUCUUCUGGACUCAGGAGCAGACUGCGCAGAACCAGAUGCAGGGAACCUUCUACCUGGAUGCAGCCUUCCUGAUACAAUAUAGCAUCAACAUCAGCUUCAACCAGUGCUACCUCUGCAUUCGGCUGGAGGGACUGAAGGCGGCCCAGCCCCCUGCCUGCCAAGGCCUAGUGCCUGCCGUCACCAUGGACCCCGGCACCUUCACCUGGGUGGCCCAUGGACUGACAGUGGACACCGAGGAGGACAGCCGGUCCAACCUCUUUUCUAGCAAAUAUGUGAAUUUUUUUAUCCAGCACAUGGCCAUGGAGAAGGUUCCAGACCAGGUAUUUGAGCCUGAUGCCCGGUUCACCAUCGAAGUGCUACCCAAGCAGCUUCCAGACAUUCGCAAAGAAGAGGCGUUGCGAAACCUGCCAAAGGCCUCGAAGCUGAUCACCAGCAUUGCCCUAGGCCAGCCCCUUACCCUGCCCAGCCACUCAUCCCGCCAGCCUCCCCUGAACAGAGGGGUUUACAGCAGGUUCCUGGAGCAGAAAGCCUUCGACAUCCCACAAUACUGUCACAAGCUGAACCCCAGCCAGACCAUGGCUGUCCGAGAGGCCCUGAGGAAGCAAUUCACGGUCAUCCAGGGUCCUCCAGGCACGGGGAAGACCGUGGUGGCCCUUCACAUCGUCUUCUGGUUCCACAAGUGUAAUGAUCAGGUUCUGGACAGCAGUGAACGUCGGCGGUCAGGCCCUCACAUCCUGUACUGCGGGCCUUCCAACAAGUCGGUGGACGUGCUGGCAGGUCUGCUCCUGAAUAGGAUGCAAGAAUUGAAGCCCCUCCGCGUGUACGGCGAGCAGGCCGAAGCCACCGAGUUCCCCGCACCCGGAGUGGGUAGCCGGGGCCUUUCCAAGAAGAGCCCCGGGGAGGGGCGUCCAAACCAAGCCCUCAGGAGUAUCAGCCUCCACCACCGCAUCCGGCAGCCAUCUAACCCCCACUCGGCAUUACUCAAAGCCUUUGACACACGGCUACAGAGCGGAGAAAUCUUGUCCGUAGAAGAUCUCAUAAAGUACAAGUCUGUGCUGUCCAAGGCGAGAAGAUACGAGCUGGCCCGGCACCGCGUGAUCCUCUGCACCUGCUCCUGUUCCGCUGCGGGAUACCUCAAUGACCUGGACGUGAAGCAGGUGCUCAUAGAUGAGGCGGGCAUGGCCACGGAGCCCGAGAUCCUCAUCCCCCUGGUGACAUUCUUCAAGAUCGAGAAGGUGGUCCUUCUCGGAGACCACAAGCAAUUGCGGCCCGUGGUCAAGAACGACUCGCUACAGAAACUGGGGCUGGACCGUUCCCUCUUCGAGCGGUACUACCAAGACGCCCUCAUGCUGGACACGCAGUACCGCAUGCACAGGGACAUCUGUGCCUUUCCAUCCAUGGAGUUCUACCAGAAUCGACUCAAGACGUGGCCGAACCUUCAGCGGCAGCCCAGCAUCCUGGGCCACCCCGGCAAGAAAAGCUGCCCUGUCAUCUUUGGCCACAUUCAGGGCCACGAGAAAAGCCUACUGGUGUGCACGGAGGAAGGAAAUGAGAACUCCAAAGCCAACCUGGAGGAGGUAGACAGAGUGGUCCACAUCGCCAAUCAGCUGGUUCUUGGGGGCAUCCUCACCCGGGACGUUGCCAUCCUCACCCCCUACAAUGCACAGGCGGCAGAGAUUAGCAAGAAGCUCGCUCUCAAAGGCAUCAAGGGCAUGACCGUGUCCUCCAUCACCAAGAGCCAGGGCAGUGAGUGGCGCUACGUGCUAGUGAGCACGGUGCGUUCCUGCCCCGAGCUCGAAGUGGACCAGCGGCCCACCAAGGGCUGGAUGAAGAAGUUCCUGGGCUUUGUGACGGACCCCAACCAGCUGAACGUGGCCAUCACACGUGCCCAGGAAGGGCUGUGCUUCAUUGGGGACCACCUCCUUCUGCGCUGCUGCCCGCUCUGGCGCCGGCUCCUGGACUUCUGCGAGGCCCAGGGUGGCUUGGUGCCGGCCGAGCAGAUCCGGGUGCAGAGAAGGUCCUUCUGAAGAGCCCAGCCCUGCCCUUGCAAUUCCUCUGCAAUUCUUGGUUGGAGGAAAGUCCCACUGGCUCCCCGCCAGACACUGUCUCAGCACCACCUCCUGACCACGGCGGCUGCUGGGGCCUUGCUGAGUGGGAGGAAAUCCGCUGGGGCAGCUCCUCAACCUUUGAUCGCUGGAUUGGGUCCUGGACCUCAAAGGGAAGUACAGGAAGCUCAGCUCCAUUUUCUGUUUCAAUGAGCCGAGCCUGAGCACUGCACCCCGGCUCUCAGGGCCACUCUGGGCCAGGAGUCCUUUCGGGGAAGAAGGGCCCUUUUCUCUGCUACCUCUUGCCCCUGCUCCGGCUGCCCAUUCUCCUGCCUGGCCAUCCAGCUGCUGUGCAAACAAUCAAUCACUCAAUACCCAAUCUACCAAUCAUUCCUGCUGGGGGCAGGGGUGUGCCUCACCCCCCAACCUGGGCCUUUUUGGGGAGCCCCGUGCACUGUAUCACUUUGCAGCGCUGAGGCAUCGUCCACCCCCAUACUUUUGGGCCUCUUGGGUGGACCAUGCCCCGUGCUACCCUCCCUCCCCCAGUGCCUCUGGGCCCGAUGCAAUUCCUCUCCCCACCAUGUGGCGGCGCUGCAAGCUCCGUUUACAUCCAGGGAGUGCCUGUGAUUCUGAUUUUUUUAGUUGUAUUUUAUUUUAUUUUUACAAAUCAGAUUUCUAUAUUCCAAUUUUUAUAUAUAUCUUUUCUUGGACCCUGGCUUAAUUUUAUUAUAAAGACUGCUCUGAAAA